AUGUGGCUACAAUACGUCAGAAGGGCCGGCCCUCUCGGUCGGCUCUUGACACGGCCACCUUUCCGACCAUCGGCGCCCCCGGAUAGAAGAAUCAGCACAUCUCGAAAUUCCUGCCCUUUAUCUUCCCUCACAACCGUCAAGCAGCCUCGACUGAUCCUAGGCAUCGAGACGUCAUGUGACGACUCCUGCGCAAGCAUCGUCUCGUCCGACCGAACCAUCCUCUCUUCCAUCGUGACCAAGCAAGACCAUUCUUCCACCGGCGGCAUCCAUCCACUCUCGGCUGCACUUGGGCAUCACUCCAACCUCGCCUCAACCAUUGCUGCAGCGAUCGAACAGGCAAGAAUCACGGCAUCCGAUUUGCACGCCAUCGCCGUCACCCAAGGCCCUGGUAUGGCUAGCAGUCUCGGUGUUGGCCUUUCCGCAGCCAAGACGCUGUCAGCUGUGCUUCACAUACCACUAAUUUACGUACAUCACAUGCAGGCACAUGCAUUGACACCGCUGCUUACCGAACCGGAUCCGCCCAAGUUGCCCUUCUUGGUGCUACUGGUCUCGGGUGGGCAUACCAUGCUCGUCUUGGCGCGCAGUGUGACUCACUUUCGGAUCUUGGCGACGACGAGCGACGAUUCCAUCGGCGACGCCUUUGAUAAAGUGGCGAGGGAUCUGGGUAUCCCAUGGACUUCAGCACCCGGAGCAGCGCUCGAAGCGCUGGCGGCAAGAGCAGAGGCCCAUGGUGAUGGUCUCGUCUUUCCGACGCCGUGCAAAGGUCAACCAACUUUCUCCUACUCUGGUCUCAAGGCUGCGGUUCAACGCCACAUUGCAUCUUGCUCACCUGAUGCAAUGGCCGAGUCGGCCAAAUCAUCGAUAGCAGCUGCUUUCCAACGAGCAGCUUGUGCGCAGCUCGAGGACAAGCUAAGCAUGGUGUUGCGACCCUCUCAUGUCAGCCAAGAUUCGCGCCAUCGACCUUUCGCUCGAAUCGAGUUGCUCGACGGCGUGAGCAGCGACGACGUCAAAACAGUCGUUUGUAGCGGCGGUGUAGCGAGCAAUGCUUUCAUCCGAUCUCGGUUGAGAGAGCAUCUCGACCGUCUAGGAAGGACAGAUGUGGACCUACAAUUCCCACCGCUGUCGUUAUGCACCGACAAUGCUGCAAUGAUCGCAUGGGUCGGCCAUCUAAUCUACCACCAGCGAACUCGUGAUUAUACACGUCAUGCAAGGCCCAAGUGGAGCUUGCAAGACAUUCCGCAAUAG
Molecule: messenger RNA, 1245 nt
Organism: Mycosarcoma maydis (corn smut)
Lineage: Eukaryota; Fungi; Basidiomycota; Ustilaginomycetes; Ustilaginales
Exons: 1
Coding region: 1-1245 (414 amino acids)
Biological process (GO): mitochondrial tRNA threonylcarbamoyladenosine modification
Cellular component (GO): mitochondrion
Source: RefSeq, a predicted model, not a curated record